Molecule: messenger RNA, 648 nt
Organism: Lachancea meyersii CBS 8951
Lineage: Eukaryota; Fungi; Ascomycota; Saccharomycetes; Saccharomycetales; Saccharomycetaceae
Source: the annotation of a GenBank genome assembly
AUGUCUACCCAGCCGUCAAAGCUCGAUAUCACAGCAGAACAACUGCGAUCCAUCUAUACCCAAUUCCAAACCAUAUUCGAUGAAAAAGUGUCUUUGCAUUUACCCCAAGAGCACGACUCUGUUAAGGGCGAGGUUUUGCUUGAACUGCAAAAAUUUCUGUUCGAGGGGAUGGACGCGGCAUCGAGUUCGCUCAGUAUUAUAAACGCUAAUGAAAGCGCAUCAAUAUCAGACGUGCUGGCACAAUCACGAGAACAAUUCGUGGAGUCGUUUGAUUUGGGUUUGAAUGAACGAGUACGAAAAAAAUACCAAGAAUGGGAGGAUCAAACUGUCAAAGUUGCACAGCUGCGACGCGAAGCCCCACGUAAGCUGUCUGAAGUCUACGAAUCAGAAGCGAACGAAGUUUUGAGAGAGGUCGAUACUUUGAUAGAAGAGUUUUCUCAUGAAAAAAGCUCCUCCGACUCCGCUGCUGAUGCUGUCGACCCUGAAGUGGACUGGUCGGACCUUCAAAACGAUUAUAUGGAAGUGCUCUCUCGAUUGGCGCAGGUAAGGGACGAUCUGCCGAAAAAUCGUUCCAAAUUACAGAAACUGCAGCAAUUGAUAUCAUUUCUGGAGUCGGAGCUGGAAUCCGAACGUAAGAAUGAUGAUUGA